This is a messenger RNA of Ectocarpus sp. CCAP 1310/34, 5735 nucleotides long. The record is from the annotation of a GenBank genome assembly. NCBI's taxonomy places the organism in Eukaryota, Phaeophyceae, Ectocarpales, Ectocarpaceae.
CGGGCGCACAAACGCGUCCGGCCGGCUCGGUGACGCCUAUCCCUUUGUUCUCAAUCUGGGAGCGAAGAGAGCCAUCUCUAUCCGACACACGCAACAAUUUAUCCACCCACUCAACGACGUCGCCGAACAACCUGACUGGUGACCGUGUUCAACUACUGCAGUACAUACCGUGGAGUCCUGGGCAGCUGCCGAUAGAACACUAACUAUGGCUGACAGCAGCGACAGCUCCGGAAGCCCGGCCGAGGCUGCUUUCAUGGGGGUGGUGCUCACCGCCAUGUUCAUCUCCUUGUUCGUGGGAUUGAAGACGCCGGAGACCGUGGUUUUCUUCUGCCUGGUGCUGGUUUGGAACGUCGGGCUGGUGAACACAACAGAAGCGCUGUCGGGGUUCAGUAACGCGGGGAUGCUUGCGGUCGGCGCCCUCUUUGUCGUGAUCAAGGGUGUGGAGAAGUCCCAGCUCGCCGACAAAGCCGCCCGUCGAGUGUUCGGCCUUAGGACUUCCCUGGAGGCGGGGCUAGGCAGGAUGAUGUCUCUCUGCUUCGUCCUGUCGGCCUUCCUCAACAACACGCCGGUGGUCGCGCUCCUUAUCCCUAUUACUCGCGACUGGGCCCGGGCUCGCGGGUUCUCCCCUUCUAUUUUCCUAAUCCCGCUGUCCUACUCGUGUAUCAUGGGCGGACUGCUGACCGUCAUCGGGACGUCGACCAACCUGGUCGUGCAGGGCCUCGUCCUCGACGAGAAGCUAAGCGACCCCAGCAUCGAGGCCAUCGGUUUCUUCGAGCCCGGGUACAUCGGGGUCCCUCUGGGGGUCGUCGGGAUGCUGUACCUGGUGCUCUUCGCUCCUCGCGUGUUACCUUCGCGGGGCGGGCUUUUCCGAUACGUCCGGGACCGCGCCAAGGAGCUGCUUACCGAGGUCCAAGUGAUGGACGACUUCCCGUACAAGGGAGAGCCUGCGGGGCUCGUCCUCGCGAGGCUUGGUCUCCCUCAGGACACCCUCAUCAAGAUCCGGCGGAAGAUAUCUUCCGGAAUCCUGCGCCAGAUGAGCCAGAGCCUGGAGGAAAACGCCAGCCUGGGUUUCCCCACGUCGGCGCUCCACUCCAGUAGUGUCAAAGAGGGCGCCACCCACGACGAACAGGACGCGAACGCCAUCAUGGAGGUCAACCAGAAGACCUUCAGGGCCGAGUGCAUGUACAGCUACCGCAUGCGCGCGGAGUGCUUGUGGGGCACCAAGGACGACCUUGCCCAGGAAGAGAAGUGCAUCUCGCCCCUCGCCGGCUCUGCUGCGGCCGACGCCAGCGGCUCCGAAGCCCGCAAGCCCGGGAGGUUCUCGCGGAAGCGGUGGGUCAGCGACGCGGACGCACAGCGCUCAUCGAACGCCAUCGCCUCGGUGAACGGCAACAACGCCACGCCGAACGGUAACGCAUCGGCGACCGCUGCUGGUAACGGCGCGGCCGGCCAAGGGCACCCAAACGGUGGGUCACUCAACGCCGAGGGAGAGACCUACACCGACAUUUUCCCGGUGUCUGCCGCGGAGCCCGUUCAAGCCGGCGACGUGCUGUUCCUGAGUUGCGCACAGGCGAGAGAGGAGUUGUGUGACGCGUGUAGGAUCAUCACGGCAGCGACCAUGAUCGACUUCCAGGCGGUGACGGUCAGCCAGGGCCUCAAGGGCCUCAAGUUCCUGGACGUGAGCGCGCUCGACCUCCCCGGACACGGAACGGAGUUCUUCGAGAUCGUCCUCUCUGGACACAACCACUUCGUGGGCCGCUCCGCCAGCCGCGACAACGCGGAGUUCGCCGCCUACUACAACGUGAGCGUCGUCGCCGUGCGCCGCAGGGGGCAAGCGGAGGCCACGAAUCCGGGCUCCUCGGUCGCCGCCGCUCCCCCGUCCGCCUCCACGCGGCCGACCGGUUCGUCUUUCAAGUCGACGCGGGCGUCAGCGGCGGCGAUGGACGCCCCCGAGGUUUUCCUCGAGGAAGGCGUCGAGCCCGCGCUUGAUCCGGGCAGCAGAGAGGUGUCCCCGACGGGCUCCAUCUCGACGUCCGCCGGGCCAAAGACGCGCUCGCUGGUCUCCGCGAUGAGCGGCCGCGCCGCCGCUGCCGCCUCGCGGGGCACGCCACGGUCGCCGAUGAUGCGCAGGUCGAGGAAGAACACGUUGAUCCACGAGGACGAGAAGGACGUGACGGAGACGUCCUUCAAGGCCGGGGACGUGGUCCUCGUGCUCGCGAAGGAGGAGUUCAUGGAGAAGUACGGGGCUUCCAGAGACUUCUUCCUGCUGACCAAGGUCGGGUCGGUGCCGAAGCCCGUACGGUACUACGACUACCUGCCUCUGCUGGCGUUCGUGGGCAUGCUGGUCUGGGUGCUGCUCGACGCGGAAAUGGAGGGCGGUCUGGCUCGGACAUGCAGAAGGCACACAUACACGCCCGGGUUAGUCGUCGUGUCGUCGAAUUUACGGUGUCGCUUAAACCCGCCCUCGUGUCCGCAGGUGCAAGCGGCGUUCACCGCCGGCGCCAUCCUGAUCUUCGGGGGAUGGGUGGACGCGAAGAAGUCGGUAGGCUUUGUGGACUGGUCGCUCCUCCUGUUGAUCGGGAGCGCGCUGGGGCUCAGCAAGGGGAUCGUCAACUCCGGCCUCGCGGACUACGUGGGGGGAGCCAUCCGCAGCUCUGGCAUCAGCGCGGACGCGAGCCUGUUCGUGCUCUACGGCUUCACGAUGGUGAGCUACAAGCCGUUCAUCCUGACGGUGAUGUUGGCGGCAAGCAGCAGCUUCAUCACGCCCAUCGGGUACCAGACGAACACCCUUGUUUGGGGACCCGGCGGUUACAAGUUCACGGACUUCAUAAAGAUAGGCACCCCUCUAUCCUUGAUCUACCUUGUACUUGGGUCCUUGCUCGUGCCACAGAUUUUCCCGUUUUAGAUGAGAGGCAGAUUUUCCCCGUUGUAGAUGGGGGGGGGGGGGGGGNCGCUGCAUCCUGCUAAGGGUGUUCGGCAUCUUGUGCUUACUUCCUUGCAUACGGAUGACAGCUGCGUAUGACUUAAUUUAUUUUCUGGUGCUUCACUUCCAGAGACAGUUGCAAGCGCUGUGUAACUGCCUCGAGGGUGCGUGACCAUUUUAACACAACGUGGUGCGAUCAUCCCCCUUGCGCGGAGUGAGGGUUCUCGACCCCGCACAACAUGAUCUACUCGACCACCAUUGAAAGACGGGAGGAGGGAAAAUUGUUUUCGGCGUUGUCUUUCUUCCGAGGCCGUUGCGGUGGCUGUCGACCACCGACGAUGUUGUGGUGCGCAAGACGACCCGUGUUUUCUUUUCUUGUAUCGGCGUGCGGAUGGAGAUGAUGCGGGGUUUCCCAACCUGAAGAGAGGCGUCUUCUUUUUGCCGGCGUUUUUCGUUUUGUGGACAUUCCGUGUGCAAAGGUUUGGACUGUUGCCGUGCUGCCGGUGGGUGCAGUUGCUGCGUCGUAGGAGGGUUGGGUCAAGUCUCAGAAGCCUGCGUUUGCUUACCAGGGCUGGACAGACCCAACCGGUUCGGGGCGAACAGCGGUGACCUAGAGUUAUGAGGCAGCUAGAUACAUAGUAGGCUGUUCUUGCGAGCCUCGUGUGAUGAUCUGGGGCUAGUAUUGGAGUGUUGUGAUAUGUAGGCGCCCUCUUGCCACGUGUGUCGGGGAGGGGGGGGGGGGCAGGGGGGUAGGAUCCUCUGGUGACGAGCUUCGCGGGCCUCCCUGCACGCGCUCGGAUUGUUUCGCUCCUUCUCCCUCCCUCUCUCUCGGCAAGAAGGAGGAUAGAGAGGGGAUGUACAGAACGCAAGCCUGGAAAGGGAGGCAUAUCUCUUCCCGCGACGGAGAGUUGUGUGCGCGACGUGGGUGAGGCAAAAGCCACACGACGAUCAGCCGUUCGUGUAUAGAUGGGUGAAAGAUUAUUUUGUGUGGUACAUACGUAUGUCGUUUUCCGGUGGCGGUAGGGCAUCAAGGAGGGUUUCGUCGUCUCUGCGAUCGUCGAGCUCCUCGUGGAGGCCGUCGCCGAGCGAGAACAUUUUGCUGCUAGAGACUGGUCCUAAUUACUAGUCGGGAGAGAGAGAGAGAAUAUGCAUCUGCAUGCAUGCUGCGGCUGUUCGCCCUAAAACCUUGACAGACAUUUGUUGUAGCUCCGUACAAUUUAUGUCCUGUCGUGUUUGGUUUUUUUCCGCUGCGUUCCGAAGCCAGCCUUGUUGUUCUUUCCUUCGGUUUUUUCGUCUUUUUGCCAAAGCGUUUAAUGUGUCUGUUUCUCGUGUCGGUUUUUUGCUGUCAUCGUCUUUGACCAAAGCAAGGUCGCACGGCGAUCUUGUAGUAAACUAUGACUGUCCAAAGAUAUCAGUGUACAUCUGGACUAUUGUGGGUGUUUAGAGGCCAAGGUUUGUUUCGCUGGCCCCGUGUCGGCAUUCAACCAAAAUAAAACACUGUGAAAUCGUAGCUACUUUAUCCUGGACUCUGCCUGUAUAUAGCAAGAAUUGUGUGUUUCGGAAGAAAAAUAUUUGAACAAAAUAUAUCAGAGAUAACGAAAGAACCGACAAGAUGGCCUUCUUCGAUUCACUUCUUUUAGUUAACGGGUGCACCCCGUCCUCCACGUCUCACCCACUACUCUUCAUGUCUGAACAACUCUUCUAUCGUCUCUAUGCCAUUGGCUCUUCUCGCGGAGGAUGGACGUUCAGAAUGGGGUGGGAGCAGCUGCUAUUUCCCUCGAGACACUCUCACCAUGUUUCGUCUCUUGCUUACCCUUCCUUCCAAAACACGCCCGCUCGGACGGGGGCUAAAACCCUCACCCCCUAGAAGCAAUUCCAACACCGAGGACGACUGCAUCGCUCAACAAGCCGCUCCACUACCCUGGGACAACGCCAUGACCUACCUAUUCCCCCGUGUCCAAACAACGUUACCCCGAAAACACAGUCACUCUUCGUCCCAGGGGGUGGCAGCAGGUCGGAAUAGCGGGGUUUCUCCCACAAAACGUGAUACGCGAACAGGGUGGGGUGGGUGUCGUUCCGACUUGCACACCGCACGAAAAGGGCACCAAGAGGAAGAGAGCCGUGAGCAAGGAAUUGAAGGACACACGAAACAGCAUGUAUGUAAGUGUUCCUGGCACAAGCAAGGUAUAGAGAAUGAAAGCCAGCGAAGCACUGACACAGGAGGAAUCCGACAGCAAACAGUGUUGACUUUGGUCUCGUAGCAGCCAGUGUGCUCAAGAAUCGACACAAACUAAUAUGCUUGGCGCGGGAAAUGAAACAAAACGGGAAACAGAACAAGACCAAAACACAACCCAUCAGAAAAGCAAUAAAAUGUUCAUGCCAAAUUCAUCACAAAAUCACGGUGAGACUCGAAAGCAUCCCUCGACAAACUCUUCGUAAGAAUGUCUGCACGCUGGUACGGCGACGGCACGUGGAUGACCGAAAUUUCCUUCCUCUCUACCAGUUCCCUGAGAAAAUGGUGCCUUACAUCUAUGUGCUUCGAGUUCGAGUUUGAGAUGGGGUUCUGCGCAAGUUGAAUCGCCCCCGGGUUGUCCUCGAAGACGGGGAUGCACGGCAUGCCGACCUGCGGCAACAUGAAACGCCAAAUCUGCCUCAAAAACAAAAUCUCCUUCUUCACUACGUCACCUAGCGCGACGUACUCUGCUUCGGUGGUCGAAAGCGUGACACACUUCUGCGUUCUGGAAAACCAAGAAACAGCGCCUCCUCCACACGUCACGACCCCCCCUGAUACCGACCUACGGUCUGCUGCCUU